Molecule: messenger RNA, 879 nt
Organism: Candida albicans SC5314
Lineage: Eukaryota; Fungi; Ascomycota; Pichiomycetes; Serinales; Debaryomycetaceae
Exons: 1
Coding region: 1-879 (292 amino acids)
Molecular function (GO): catalytic activity
Source: RefSeq, a predicted model, not a curated record
AUGAGCUGGAAAAGACUAAUCAGAUUUGUCGCUCGAGAUGGGAAGAUUUAUAGGGGAGAACCAAUUUUCACAGAUACGAAUUAUGAUGUAGGUAAAAAAUAUCUUGCUGGUGAUCAACUCAAAGCGAAAGUUAUAAAAGGAACAAAUAUUUUUGAAAACACAAUUGUCACAGACGAGAUUUUGGAGGUAGUAAAGUUGUUAGGUCCAUUAACCCCAGAAGAUGUCCCCAUUGUCAAAUGCAUUGGUUUAAACUACACGAAGCAUAUCGAAGAAAGUGGUAUACCAGCACCACCUUACCCUCCGUUGUUUUACAAACUUCGAACUUGUGUAGCGGACUUUAAUGAACCGAUCCCAAUUUCAAAAAUUGCUCAAGUAGAUCAAUGUGAUUAUGAAGGUGAAUUAUGUGUUGUCAUAGGAAAAUCUGGGAAAAAUAUUGCCAAAGAGAACGCAUUAGAAUAUAUUGGUGGGUAUGUUGUUGGUAAUGAUGUUUCUGCCAGAACUUGGCAAUUAGAUCCAAAAUAUGCAGGUGGGGCUCCACAAUGGUGUUUCUCUAAAUCUUUUGAUAAAUAUGCUCCCUUAGGUCCUCAGUUGGUUUCACCUGCUGUUUUAACAGAUCCCUCAGCUUUACAUUUACAAACUCGAGUUAAUGGAGAGUUACGACAAGAUUCCCCUACAUCAGAUUUGUUGUUCAACGUUUCAGAAAUAAUUGCCUUUCUUUCUCAAUCAACAACAUUAGAACGAGGCACAGUCAUAAUGACAGGAACACCAAGUGGUGUUGCAAUGGGAAUGAAAGACCAGAAAUAUUUACAAGAUGGCGAUGAAGUUGAGGUAAGUAUCACUCAAAUUGGUACCUUGGUUAAUAAAAUGAGAUUUGAGUAA